Molecule: messenger RNA, 1180 nt
Organism: Annulohypoxylon truncatum
Lineage: Eukaryota; Fungi; Ascomycota; Sordariomycetes; Xylariales; Hypoxylaceae
Product: uridylate kinase
Exons: 2
Coding region: 149-799 (216 amino acids)
Biological process (GO): CDP biosynthetic process; UDP biosynthetic process; 'de novo' pyrimidine nucleobase biosynthetic process
Cellular component (GO): nucleus; cytoplasm
Molecular function (GO): ATP binding; UMP kinase activity
Source: RefSeq, a predicted model, not a curated record
GGGACAUAGCAGAAAUUAAGCCGUAGUAGCAACUAUCCCGAUCAACCAGGCCAAACUCAAUCCCUCAAGCACACACAUAUAUAACAACCUCGAACCACUCCUAUCAGUGCCGAAAACUCGAAGACAAACCCCUCCACAAACCAAGAAGAUGUCUACCAUCGAUAACCUCAAAGACCGCACCACCCCCGUCUUCUCGAAAGACGACGUCACCGUGCUUUUCGUGCUCGGCGGCCCCGGCGCCGGGAAGGGCACGCAGUGCGAGCGCCUGGUCGCCAAAUACGGGUUCGCGCACCUGUCGGCCGGCGACCUCCUGCGCGCCGAGCAGAACCGGCCAAACAGCGAAUUCGGCUCUUUGAUCCGGGAGCACAUCCGCAACGGCACGAUCGUGCCGAUGGAAGUAACCAUCGCGCUCCUCGAAUCCUCCAUGCGGUCCAUCCUCUCCUCCAACCCCAACCCCAGCAAGGGCAAGUUCCUCAUCGACGGGUUCCCGCGAAAGCUGGACCAGGCGCUGAAAUUCGAGGAGGCCGUCGUGCCGGCGCGCUUCGUGCUGUUCUACGACUGCCCGGAGGCCGAGAUGGAGCGGCGGCUGAUGGAGCGCGGCAAGACGAGCGGCCGCGAGGACGACAACGCCGACAGCAUCCGCAAGCGCUUCCGCACCUUCGUCGACACCAGCAUGCCCGUCGUCGAGUACUUCGAGGCCCAGGACCGCGUCGUCAAGAUCGAUGCCCGUCCCGAGCCCGACAAGGUCUUCGAGGCCACCCAGGCCGAGCUCGCGAAGCGUCUCGGCGAGAACUUUUAGAUCCGCUUUAUCUCUAUCUCUCUCGAGGUUAGGCGGUUUGGUCUAGGUCGCGUAGCCGUAGAGGGAGGGGAGGGGAGGGAAAGGAAAGGGGAAAUGGAUGAAGGACGAAAGAAUAGGCGUUGCGGAUCUAGAUUUGAAACUUGCUUGUUGUUCACUACAUAGGUAUCUACGAGUAGGUACUUAUUUAGGCCGUACAUAGAGAAGGGGACGCCGAAGAGAAGAAAUAUGAUGACGACGGUCGAUGAAAAAGCUGACGAAUCAACGAUGGAAAUAAUGGGGUUGUAAGUCAAGACGAACGAUCGAGAGUGUGGUUUUGCAUAGUCUACGACGGGCAAGGUAGCGUUUCACAUUCCUAUACGAAUAGAUAGACGAGCAUGAAAA